Porites lobata is the source of this 10750-nucleotide messenger RNA. The record is from the annotation of a GenBank genome assembly. NCBI's taxonomy places the organism in Eukaryota, Metazoa, Cnidaria, Anthozoa, Scleractinia, Poritidae.
AUGGUAAUACUCGGGCACUGGUUGCUGAAUGGGGAGGACAAGAAUGUAACGUGAGUAACAUGUUAGUCACACUGCAGAGGAAGCCACUCAGGGGAUUUCAAAUUAAGUGAUUUCCCUUUCAAUUUGCAUAAAAACUUAUGUUAAGACGCAAAACGAGCAAGAAAAUGUGAAGUUCUAAAUAAAUUACAAAAAGUUCCAGAUAAAUUACAAAGUUAAGAAAAAAUGAUGUCACAGGAGUUUUCUUCUUAAUUUGUUCUUUUUCUUGGACAAGUUUGAGUCACAAGCCAAAGUACUUUUAGUGGUCCAUUUACCCAAACCAUGCGGGUAGGAAUCUUGUGCAGAAACAUCGAACUAUAAAAUUUGAUGUGGUGGGAAAAGGACAAGCUACAAAGGACUUCCAAAUAAGCUGAACAGACUAAAAAGAGUGGACAAUUUUAUCGCCUGAAAUCAUAGCCAAUAUUUUCUAAGGAUUCGCAAACGGAAUGGCGUGAACUAUUUGAUUUUCCAACCAGAAUUUCAGGUUUUCUCAAGUAAAUGGUAAGUAUUCCAGGUUUGUUCGCUUUGCAAAUUUAAGUCUUUUUCUUCUCGUCAGGUUUUACGGAUCACGGUCCUUAACAGAAGGACGAUGUCCCAAGAGCAAAGCCGUUUCGUUCUCCAAAACAUCUCAGUUCUACGCCACGACACCGAUAAUCAGUUUGAACGGACGCAGCUUUACGAUUUCAUGCUGGAUAAAACAAACCCAAAGGAAUGCCAUGUCAGGAGAGAUCUACGGUGAUUGGCAGUACCCAUAUCAGUUUCUGCUUAGUACAAAAGAACAAAGGAUAUCAUUCCAUCGUCACAGUCACGAUGAAAAUGAGGAAUGGUGGUCUUUAACAAGUAAAGAAAUUCCUUUAAAAAAAUGGAUUCACCUGGUAGUCAAGUGGAAUAACGAGGCAGGUAAGGUAUUCAUCUAUGCCGAUGGGGUUGAAAUUGCAUACAGAACAUUUUCCACAGGUGCAAAGUUCUAUGAUUCCUCCAGACAUUUGUAUGUGGUUGGCAAUGCCAAAAAAACACACCAGUUCCAAGGAUCAGUGAUGGAUCUGUUCGUCUUUGGCACAGCACUCUCACUGGAUGAAAUAAAUAAACUAAGAGGUGAGAGAUUUGAAAUCCUCUAUACCUUGUUUUAGUUUGAGCAGGAGAUGUCUGUGAUGUUAUAGAAAUAUAUUAGGAAGCUUAAGCAACGACGACGACAACAGUAGAUGAAAACGCCGCAAAAAAAAAUAAUAAUAAUUUUUGCCUCUUUAACUUACUCGGAUCUAUUUGGACCCGCUCAGUUUGUCAAAUGUAAGCGCUUUCUCCUGGAGUUGAAUUCUAACGGACUUUCUCCAGCUUCUGAAAGAGGAAGGAAAAUUCGUCGUCAUAUGUUCACGUCCUCCAUAAAACGUCACAUUAGAUGGUUUCACGUCGUAGUAAUGUAGUAGACGUCAAAGAAACAUGUAUUAAAAGCGUGAUGUACGUGCAAAGAAGCUGUUUUGGUCUUAAAAGCAAUUGGUUUUUCACGUUGUCGUUGUUUCGUGCUGAAAAUCAGUCUGUUCCCCGGAUAAACCAUCGAAACUUCUUCAUACGUGUAGGUAAGGAGAGGCUUACUAAUCACUUCCUAGUCAUAAAUAUAAAUGAAUGAGCAUUUCCUUUGAACAAGCGAAAAGAGUAAGAAGCAUGCACUACAAAAUGUGGCAGAAUAAUUCGUAUUGAUAUCAGUUCAUCAAUAUGUACAGUUCCCCUAGACGUUAUCUGAGCUCUCGACCAAAAUCUAUUCGUUCUCUGUCUUUAAAAUCGCUCUCUCGAACCUUUAAUUUACUUGCGUUCUAAGAAAAAUACCACAUUAAAAUUAACUGAAACAUUUUGAAAAAAAAAUCAAGGUGUUCCAACGAUAGUGAACAAACAAGUCACGGGAGGAACAGUUGGAAUACAAUGGGAGCCACCCUUGGAAGGAGCGUGUCCCGUAUUGGCUUAUAAUAUUUACUACAGAAGAGUGAGUUCACCACGAUCUGGAGAAAGCAAAAGGGAUUUAAUCAGCAUCGAUGGAAGUAUAAAUCAAUAUACCAUUCAUCUAAAUUGCAGUCACGAGUAUGAAAUAAAUGUUACUUCAAUGGAUGGCCAUAUGGAAAGUGACAGCAGCCAGACUUUGAAGUUUAAACCCAGUGGAGGCAAGUUAAAAAUUAUCUUAAAUUCGGAAUCUCUUUUGUUCUUUUUUUCGAACCAAGUAUGACAUUUAACGAAUGGCAAGCACCCGUUUCAUUGUCACAUUUGUUCUCCAUUUUUUUUUCAGAUGUUCCUUCGCCUCCAGUUUUAAGCAGUUUAGAAAAAGAAGUAUUCAGCUGCAACGUCAGCCUGGCAUGGGAAACGCCUUCAGAUCAUGGAUGUCCGCUAAUUAUGUAUACGAUCUACUACAUGCAGAUUCAACCACAACAACCAGGAGCACCCUGGUACGUUGUGAACAUCACCAACGCCAUGGCAAAUAAAUACUUUUUGGCAACAAGAUGUGACACGGAGUAUAAAAUCGAAAUGACCGCCUGGAAUGAGGUAGGGCAGAGCAGCAGGUCAAAAACGUGGAAAACAACAAGUUCAGGUAGGUUUUUCAGGACAAUCAUAUCGUUACAAUAAUUACUGAUCACCAAUAAAGGCGUGUAAACGGAUUUUCAGAGAAUUCGUUCAAAAUCUUCCCUAACUUACUAUCACAUCACGCGAACAAAAGCCAGGGAGCAAUAGUUUGAGACACAACGUUCCACACGGUUUAAACUUGUUUCAUCAAUAAAAGAUGCUUUAAGAUUUUCGACACCUACAAGUUUCGCACAAAUGAAAUAAAGCAAAUCCAUGUAAAAGCCAUUUAUUUUAGUUUUCUAUUACUGAUUUCAUUUUUAUUUUUUUAAAACCUGGCUUCAAUGGAUAAACAAGUUGGGGUGAAUAGGGCUUAAGAUUACCACUUAGAAGAUCUAUAAUUAAUUACUUGAAUGUAAAUGUGGAUGCAAAAUGUUUGAAGCAGAAGAAAGUUUCUCACCAGUAUCGUUACUCUCUUUUUCAAUGAGAAUAGCCUCAUUGUUACCUUUUUACAUCUUUUCAGGUACACUUAAUGAGGAAUCCUCGAUCUCAAAACCAUCAGAAUCAGUAGUUACCAAAAGUGGAAACCAUUCGGCUCUAUCCCAAGCUGCUGGUUUAACAGCAGGAAUUGCUGCUUUCCUUGUUAUAGCCAUUUUGGCAAUAUUCCUGUUUCGAAGAAAAUUAGCCAAAAGAAUAGGACGGGAUCGUAACGCCAGACCAAGAAGGUAAAUGAAGAAAUGUCAUUGAUCGAAACGUAAGAAGUCUUCAAACUAGUAAGCGACACCACAAACUUAACAAGUUAUUAACUGAACCCAAUAAGGCUCCAUAUUCACUAAGAAAUCAAUAGCCUGCGAGCAAGCUCUCCUAUUUGGGCGAGCCUCGCGAGAACGCGCGAGCGAGGGGCCUUUCCUCUGCCCCUCGCGGCUUUGCCUUUCGCUCGCGUGUUCUCGCGAGACUCGCUUCGCUCGCCCAAAUAGGAUAGCUUGCUCGCAGGCUAAGAAAUCAACGACACUUUGCACUUCCAAAGUGGGAGACGGACCGAACACUUUUAUUUAGCCGUCAAUUAAAUGAUUCGGUUUUAAUGCUUUUAUAUAUUAUAUGCAUGAAUUUUAAUAUUGAUAUAUUGUAAAUUAUUCUAUUUUAGCUUAGUUUUAUUCUUAAAUAACGCAAUUCAGCCCCUGGCUGCUGAUGUAAUUAUUCUAAUAAACUAUCUAUCUAUCCAUCUAUCUAUCUAUCUAUCUAUCUUGAUCUAUCUAUCUAUCUAUCUAUCUAUCUAUCUAUCUAUCCAUCCAUCUACCUACCCAUCUGUUGAAGAUAAGAAAGAUUAUGAAUUCCUAGUCCAAGGAACUAAAAACAAAAAAGACAAAACGUUAUUUGUAAAGCAUUCGAUGCAACUAUAAAUACCGUUGUUUUUGUUUUUAUUUCUUUAUUUUCUUCAUUCAGGUCCAAGUCCACUAUAAUCCCCCUUAUACAAUGGGAGAUUCUACGAGAACAAGUUAUCUUCCAGGAAGAGAUCGGUCGUGGUGCAUUUGGUAAAGUGUUAAAAGGCAUAUUUAGGGAAUCCCCUGGAAUCGACGUAUUUUACGAGCCCAGAAAUCAGACCGUCGACUUUAAAGAAGGCAGAACAGUAGCCGUUAAAGUUGUAGGAGGUUAGUAAUCAAGCAAUAAAAGCAAUGUUCUUCACGAUUAUGAUUGCUAUUUGUAGUUUCUUUAGCAAAUUCUUUAAACAGUAUAUAAAAGGUCUAUUAUUGCAACGAAUGGUGUUUUAAGGAGACCUUAUAUUAAGACACGACCUUUAGAAAGUCCCCCACUUGUUUCUAUAUUUAUGGAUACUAACAACAUUUCGUUGUAUCCAUUUAAUGGCACUUUGAAGAUCAAGUGAAGUACAUUCAUCAUCAUUGAUUCGACUAACUUGACUGUUCUAGGGUUCAGCAUAAGUCUCUUCCAGGGAGGUCUGUCGUUAGCACUCUCUUGCUAACCGUUCAGAGAUCGAUGUCUCUCUACUUCACGUUUCUUCCAGCAACAUCCCUAGUUGUUCGAAGGCCGAUUAGCGCUUAACUCGGGGUUAAAUUUAACCAGGGUUUCUUUUUCUUGUGCUCAAAAGCAUUUUCUUGGACGAAUUUUCUCUGUUAUUUUUAAACCUUCCAAUCAUCAACCGGUAGACAAAAAGAAUUAAAACUAAAAUGCUUUUUAAGCUUUCAAAUCUGAAUUCAAAUCGAGCACUAGCCCUGGGUUAUCUUAACCCAGCUUUUGUGUGAUCUUGUCUUUACAGCACACGUUUUUUCAUUCUUAAAUGUCUCAUCAGUAUAAGCAUGUAGCUUCUUCGAAUUCACGUGGGUCUGAUACCGAGUCCAUUAGAAUGGCUUAGAUUGGGUUACUCGGAGUCGAAAGGGGGCUUAAGCAAACAGGAACACAACUGUUAAACACUGUGCAUAUCGGUUAUGAAGCACAUUUGUACCUUUUUUCAAUCUUCAACGUGAUUUUUCGUACAUUUAAUUAGUUAACAAGCGAUUUCAAGUCAGACAAAAGAGAAGAAUAUUCUUGUUGUGAUCUUUAGUCAACCUUAAUAUCCUACACUGUUUAUAAUUGAUUAGGUACGGAUCUAUGUGUAAUUCAACAAAUCAAGGUAAGUAAAUUAAUUUCUCUUGUCAAAAAUAUUCACUUUAUAAUUUUGUUCUAAUUUUAGAACGGGCAGACCAAGAAGCCAAAAAUCAAUUUUUGGAAGAAAUUGAGCUGAUGAAAGCAAUCGGCUGCCACAAGAAUGUCGUUAGCAUGCUGGGAUGCUGUAUUACCUCAGACCCCAUUUUUUUGGUCCUGGAAUAUGCUCCGUAUGGUGAUCUACAACGUUGGCUCAGAAAUAAGAGAUUGCAGGUAUGAUAGCUAUGAUAGCGGUGAGUUCGACUUACUUUAAAAGCUCUCGAUUGUGAAUGUAACACUCGCCAUUAACGUUAAGUUGAAAAUCGGAAGCUUGUGUGGAAAAAAGGUUUUUCCCUAUCCUGUAUAGACUGUUCACAGUCCCCUUUUUUCCCGUUAGAUCGUCGAGAUCGAGCGCUAUGCGUUACGGGCUGCCAUCUUGGAUUAGUGUCAAAACUACUUAGGGGGCGGGGGGCGGUUUGGAAGGAAGCGAGAAAAAUAGAAGGACUGUAAUAACAUCACUGCAGCCCGCGUUCAGGGGGCGUAACAGGAAUUUGACGCCUUUUACACAAUUCAUUAAUUAAUAAACUCCGCUGGCGAAGGAAAACAUGCCAGACACCAACCUAGUUCCCAGGGUUCUCUCCUACCUGUGAGGUUGGCCAGACACAUUUAGCAUCGAUUUCGCAUGUUUACAAAAUUAAUAUCUCCUUUCGAAACAGUGAUUUAAUACGGUUUCUGGGACAUUCCUCCAAAUAACAUCGGGAAACAUGCACGGAUGAAACAUUUUCCUAAUCGAAGCGCUAAGCAUACAUGCUCGCUUCGCCACAGAUUAAAACGGUUAAACUUCCCGAUAAAAAGCCAGGCACGUCGGCGUAAAGUUAAAUUUCAAUUCGUUUGGCAGAAACGGUGUUAUGACAUUAACGCUUAUCAUUGUAUGAAACAAAUAGAUUCCAUGUUGCCGUGGGUCUAUUUAAUAAUAGAUCACAGAUGACGUCAAAAUGUGAUAAAAACAAUGAAGUGGCACACUGGCCGCAGGCGAGUGUGUCACUGGUGUUUUUACAACAUUUUGACGUCCUCUGUGAUCUAUUACUGAACAGGCCCAAGGCAACAUGGAAUCUAUUUUUUUAUACAAUGAUCAGAAAAGGAAAAACACCGAUGCAAUAUUGUAAAGAAACUCAGCUCUUACCCAUAAGCCUUCUAAGAUGACUCUCUUCUUGGUUCCUGAUUAGCAAAGAAAUAUUCAGUUUCAUCAAAAAGACAUUCUCAACUUGGCCAUCUCUAGCUGCUUUAAGGCUCUACAAUGACAGAGGCAGCAUGAGACUUAAGCUAGCCCCAAGCAGAGAAUUCAAAGCCACAUCAAGCCCCCUUCCCCGACCUCACACGGACUCGCAGCCGAGCACAUGGAUGAGGGGAAUUCUUUCAUUGGCAAUCAGCUUGAUACAUUUAAAAAAUUUGGCAUGACAAACUUAAAGCAAACCGGCAUGAUCAGUGAACUGAUUCUCCAGAGAGACUAGCUGAACAUACCACGCUUUUGCAGCAGCCUUCUCCCCCAGGGAUUGACAUGUAGGCCCCUUCCCACCCCAUGGCAGCUUGACGAUGAGACCAACCAAGACAGCAAGCCCUCUAUGAGAAUUCUCACGGCAGUCACCACUAUCGCCAGGUUUCUGUGCGAAUAUUUGGGCCUUUUUGAGGCACGUUUUCCAAAAUUCGGCUCGAUGUAACUGUUGAUAUAAAUAGAUAUCCUCGAUAAACGAGGGCGUAAGCACGAGAAGAAAAAAUAAGAGACGUUUGUUUUUUCUCGUCUGGACCCAAUUCCUUAUUGUAACAAAACGUCGUGGUUUGCAAUCGCGUUGGCUGAGAUAAGAACUAGACGGGUUUUAAGAGAAAAGGCGGACUGCAAGUAGUCUAUACUUUGUUUGCCUAAUCGGCAAGAGAACAAUAACGCAAUAGACAUACACCUAGGGACUCUUGGGCAGAUAUGAUUUUAGGGCCUACAGAUACAAUCUUGCUCGAACUGUUAUUCGUCUGUUUGUUUUUGUUUGUUUUUGUCUUUGUUUUGUUUUUGUUUCAGAAAAGCUAUCAAAGAGUCUACGACAACGAAGACAGAGAGGUCUUGUCUUCUGGUGGCAAUCUAAUUGCUGUUUCGACAGAAAAGAUUAAGUCAGGAGAAACUGAUGCGGAAAACCUUGAAAGCAGAGAAAUUGAAGAACGUGCAAUUCACUUGUCAUUAGGAGAGUCUGAAGUGACUUUUUGGAGUAGUGACAUCUCCAAGGAAAUGUCUCUUGAUGAACUUAAAGAGACCCGUGUUACCGCCGACCUUGCAUUAACUACCAACAAAGCUGGCAUUCACGAUAGUGGUGACAGUAAAAAGGGAAGGAUAACAAACCAGUGUGAGAAUUUCUCUGGGAUGAGAAGUGUCCAUCCGAGUGAUUCCCAAGUAGAUGGGACAAGUGAUGAUGAUUUGCUAACAGCUAUGGACCUUCUUUGUUUUGCAUGGCAAAUAACACGUGGAAUGGUAAGGGCGCAAGAGAACUUCAAGGGUCCCCCUUCUAAGUGCUACUGGAUACUCAGUUAAUAUUGGUUUCAGCUGGGAUUAAGACCCGCGACUUCCAGCAGGCAGAGGUUAUUUUAUAUAGAGAUGGGUUGUGUCAGUAGGAAGAAAGCGCAUGUUCAUUACACAGAAUCCCUUGGGUACAUGGCAAUAUGGGUGAUUUAUCGAGCGAAAAGAUUAUUUCAAAUUCUCCUUAUUGGAACCCGUUCUCUUAAUUUUCAAGGUUGUUCUCUAUUAUCAUAUUUAAUCAUACGAUUAUCACAUUAAGUAAACUGACUCGGUAUUUGUAAAUGCUUUCAGUUGUGUCGCUUUGAAAAAAUUUCAAAGAUAGGGGGUCAUGAAUCAGUCUGUCUCAAUGAUGGUUGUUCUUUUGUGGUUGGUGGGUCUUGAAGAGACUGUGGUUGUGUUAGAAGCGCUGCUUGGGUCCUGAGUGUUGGGGGUCACUAUUAUGGGCUCCUGUCGGCGUUAUGUCUAAUGUUUUGCUUUUUGGUUUGUGGUAGUUACUUUGGUCAUCUUUCUAGCUCUAGUCAUCUCUUGAGUUGUUGUGGUCAUGCUGCUAUUAGUUUUGGUCAUUGCGCGCGGAAAACGUGGGAGUAAUGGUGGUUGUUGUGGACGGGGGUGUUGUCAGUGUAAAGUUCCCGUUGUGGUUGUAGUAAUAGUGUAGCUGUAAUAGUGUAGCUGCUGUGGUGUCUGUCGUUGGUAUGAUUGGUCAAGUUGUUAUAGUUGUUUUUGUCACUGUAGUAGUUGUCUUUGUGGCAAUUGUUGUAGUCCUGAUAGCCGUUUUGGCUGUAGUUGACUUUUUAUUGUGUUUGGGGCUGGUAGUCCCGAAAUUUGUGUCGUCGCAUCGCAACUGCCGUAAAUACCAUGUAGUUACCCAUAGUUCUUGAAUAGGAAGAUUGAACGUGGGGGGUAUAAGUAUGUCACAAAUUAUUCCUUUCAUGCUUCCUCCAGCUGUCUUUGUUUAUCCCAGAGUUUUCUUGCGAGCAAAGGAUUUGUUCACCGUGACUUAGCGGCGCGUAACAUACUUCUUGGAGAAGACAGAGUGGUAAAGAUCUCUGAUUUUGGACUAAUGAGGCACACUCAGGACGACGUGUACCAGCUCAGGAAGGGAAAAAGGUUGCCGGUUAAGUGGACAGCACCAGAGGCACUCUAUAACAGUCAAUACACCACAAAGAGCGAUGUGUGAGUAUUUUGAUGCUUAGAGUGAAAACUGUGUUACACCAUGUCAACUGCGCAUGGUCAUAUGUCACACAUUUAUCAAUACCGUAAUGAUAGAGCAGUAACCCGUAGUCCAUUGUCAUCCCCAACUGCUGAUUGGUUGAAAAUAUGCGUCAGCCUAUCAAAAUCGAAGCACUACCCAGAUCUGGGAAGUGACAUUCAUGCGUCAUUUCGAGGGAAACCGUUGGUGGCGUCGCAAAAUCUCGGCUGUUUUCUUAGGCUACUUCCGGUAGCGAGCCGCCACGAAAAUGGAAAUAGCACCUUAGAAACGAAGUUGCAGGUUUUCGUUCAGGUCUGGGCACAGUGGAACUUUCAGAUAUCAGAUAGAGUAAACACCUGUUUCUAAGAACAAGUGGUUUUUAAGGCUAAUAAAGUACGAUAUAUGUAAGAACCAAUUAAGCCUGAUAAAUAAAACAUGUUCUCUGGAUGCCAGAAUAGGAACCCAAUUUAGUAACUCCUAUUACGGUACUAUCGUGUACUGGACCAAAAUUUUGUGAAAUGUUAAAACAACUUAACAACUAGAUGUUGGGUUUCCAAUCAAGUUAAUUUUUACUUAUAAAAGUAAAGUAUAAAACAUUGUAUGUUAAUUAAACCUCUAGUACUGCUUAAUGUAUAGUAUUUUUGAAACAAAUUUUGAGAACAUUUUCAGGCUCAGUUAUCACUAAGCACCAGAUAAUUAAGCGGGUGUUCGCUGUUAUUUCUGAAAUAACAGUCUUUAUCUUUCCUUAUGGUCAUCGAGAUUUCUUCAAAUAACUUGACAAUGAUUAAUUCUCAAAGAGUACGGAUUUUAGUACUGUAUAAUUUAUCUUUAGGUGGUCUUUUGGAGUUGUGCUAUGGGAACUUUCCACAAUGGGUAAGAAUUAAUAAAGCACAAUUUAGAAAUCCGUUUAUUACGUAUGGAGUCAUUGAAUGCAGUCUGAAAAAAUCACGAUUUUUUCAUCUUUUGGCUAAAAACAUUGAGGCAAGGAUCUAGUUUAGAUCUUUAAACGGCAAAUUGAUAUCCUCACUAUUCACUCAGCUAAUAAACGAAAGGGAAACGUUUCUCGAACUUAAACAGAAUCAAAUAUACUGAGAGGCGGAAAUACAAAAAUGCUGUCUUAACCCUGUUCAGACCAGGGGAGCUGAGUUGAAUAACUUCAAAACAGUUAAGCUGGACCGCAAAACUUCGCGACUUGGUGACUUAAUAGUAUUCACAGGCAGUGAGCGAGCCAAGUUAUUUCGAUUUUGCAAAAUAGUUGAGGUUGUCAUCAGUUUGUAGCCUAAACAGCUGAUUAAAAAACUUGUUAUUGUAGGAGGGAAUCCAUACCCUGGUAUAAGUAACAAAGAAUUGUACAAGCUUCUAAAAACAGGAUAUCGCAUGGAAAAGCCCGACAUGUGUUCCGAUGAACUGUAAGUAUAGUUUUAGGCUACUUAUGAUGAUAAAUAUUUUGUGUAACGGAUAAAAAUGCAGCCUACAACAAAGCUUUUUGCUCUGGAUUUUCCUUUCAGCUUUCCCUUCACCACGCGAAGCGCUAGCAGUCCUUAGCCUGUCCGUAUGUAGACAUUUUGUUUAACGCGUUGUUGACACUGUGUUACUGUUCCUUUGACAGGUUCCAGCUGCUAUUAGAAUGUUGGAAUGAGGACCCCAGCGCGCGACCGACGUUUGAUCUCGCCGCAAAAGCGCUGGAGAAGAUGAUGGUGAAGGGAACUCCUUAUUUGGAUUUGGAUUUACUUGAUGAAUCAAAGGCAUAUUACUGCGAGAAGCCUUUGGAAGAAGGUGACACAUCCUAA